Notolabrus celidotus (New Zealand spotty) is the source of this 1245-nucleotide messenger RNA. RefSeq names its product hydroxysteroid (17-beta) dehydrogenase 8 (gene hsd17b8). The coding region runs from base 265 to 1035 and encodes 256 amino acids. Gene Ontology annotation, molecular function: oxidoreductase activity, acting on the CH-OH group of donors, NAD or NADP as acceptor. NCBI's taxonomy places the organism in Eukaryota, Metazoa, Chordata, Actinopteri, Labriformes, Labridae. The record is from RefSeq and is a predicted model, not a curated record. The transcript has 10 exons.
UUUACAGCGGAAAUAUAAGCUCUAAAAUUGUUGAAAGAUUAAUUAUUUACCCACAAAUAAUAUAUAUAUUUCUGUCUUUUUGAUGAAAUCACUGAAAUAUGACACACCGAGAGGAUAUCUGUCUGUAUAGUCCAGUUGGUGGCGGUAAUGCGCCCAUAAGCUGGUUUGCCAACCUCCAAUAAACUACAACUAAGAAGAAGAAGAAGAAGAAGAAGAACCACCUAGUGGACAACAUGAGAACUGCAACAACACAGAGGGGGAAACAUGGCGGCUGCCGUGAGGCUCACAUCAAGGUUGACUCUGGUCACUGGAGGAGGCAGUGGGAUUGGGCGGGCGGUGUGUCAGCGCUUUGCUUCUGAGGGCGCCUCGGUGGUGGUCGCUGAUGUCAACGAGGAGUCUGCCAACGAGACCCUGGUGAGCCUGCAGAAUGACCUCAGAGGACAGGGUCACAUGGCGGCCGUGGUGGAUGUGUCAUCGAAAGACAGCGUGAAGAAGCUGGUCACAAAUAUACAGACUCAUUACUUUCAGCCUCCCUCAGUUUGUGUGAACGCAGCAGGCAUCACUCAGGACGACUUCCUGCUCAACAUGGAGGAGGAACACUUCGACAGAGUCAUCCAGGUCAACCUGAAGGGCUCCUUCUUGAUCACUCAGGCUGUCGCUCAGGCUCUGGUAGCCUGUGGAGCACCCAAAGGAUCCAUCAUCACUGUGGGCAGCAUCGUGGGAAAGGUGGGGAACCUUGGACAGGUGAACUAUGCCGCCUCUAAAGCUGGAGUGGAGGGUUUGACCAGGACGGCAGCCAAAGAGCUCAGCAGGUUUGGGAUUCGCUGUAAUUGUGUCCUGCCCGGUUUUAUAACGACUCCGAUGACGGAGAAAGUUCCAGAGAGGGUCAUAAGCAGGAUGAAGUCUUUGGUGCCUCUGGGGAGAAUGGGUGACCCUGCAGAGGUAGCUGACGUUUGUGCCUUUCUAGCUUCAGAUGACUCUCGAUACAUCACAGGAACCAGUCUUGAAGUCACAGGUGGACUUUUCAUGGGCUGAAUCGUCUGUCCGACAGAUGAAGACUGAUGAGAGGCCAGUUCCAUCAUCGUUAGUUUGGUUAGGAUAUGUUUGUUAUUUAAUCUUCAGUCAUGAUUGGUGCUAAUAAUAUCUUUAAGAUCUGAAUGGACUAAAUGUAUGAUACAAUGUAAAGCGAACUAUUGAGCCAAUAAAACGGUUUUUACUUUUUCUGUAUAAAAAUGCUCAAAUUGA